Molecule: messenger RNA, 2592 nt
Organism: Penicillium macrosclerotiorum
Lineage: Eukaryota; Fungi; Ascomycota; Eurotiomycetes; Eurotiales; Aspergillaceae
Product: putative PHD finger domain protein
Exons: 5
Coding region: 1-2592 (863 amino acids)
Biological process (GO): regulation of DNA-templated transcription
Cellular component (GO): RSF complex
Source: RefSeq, a predicted model, not a curated record
AUGGGACCGCGAAAGCGCAGCCGCUCAGAGGCGGUCGCUGUUCCCGAGCAGCAGCCAUCAGAGGAGCCUGGGAUGUUACAGCGAAUUCGAAACUGCUGGGAGUUCGCCAGCCUGAUGCAGUACAUCCAUAUCUUUGGACAUGUCAUGAAGAUCGAUGAGGACUUUGGAAUCGAGGACCUAGAGGAUGAAUGCCUUAAGCCUGAACCUUCGUACAAACUUUUGGAGAUUGGCCUAUGUCUGUUGAAGUGGAUCUCAUCGCACCGUGGUCUCACGUUCGACAACUUCGAUGAAUAUACCCGGCGUCAAUACAAUGCGAAGGCGCCUCACAUCACCAACCCUUUCGGAUAUGAUGAAACCCCCCUGAAAUUCCUGGAAUUUGAUGUCUUUCUCAAGCUGCGCGUCCUUCAUCAAUUGACUGUGUGGACAUUCUGGAACACGGAUCGUAUUCGUGAGAAGAUGCCAGAGAAGAAAGAGAAUGAGCAGUUGCAGUGGCGCGUCGACGAGUUUGGUUAUGAUCAUGAAGGUUGCUCCUAUUAUGUUCUGGAUGACAACCGUCUCUAUCGCCGCACCGACCCUCCUAUUCCUGCCCCUCAGCGCCCUAAGAAGAAACCCAAGAGCCGUGCUUCGCGAGGAUCUCGGGCGUCGAGGCGAGUGUCGGCAAUGAUCGCAGAAGACGGAUCCGACGAAGAAAAUAAUAACGGGGCAGCGGAUGGGUCUUCUUCUGAGCUCACCUGGGAAUGUGUUGCGGUUACACUCCCGGAAUAUCAUGCAUUCCUCGACACUAUCCGUAAGAGCAAGGAUGAUGAUGAUAAGUACUUGCGUGGCCAGAUUGAAGAACAUAUCUUGCCUCUGUUGGAAAAAGCCGAAGAGGCACAACAACGUAAGCGCAUUAAGCGCGAAAAGGAACUUGUUCAGCUACAAAUGCUCGCUGGCGCUAAGAGAUCCAGUCGAAUUGCCGCCAAGGAAGAAAAAGAGCGCGUUGAUCGUGAGGCUGCUGAAACUGCCCGAAAGCGAGAGCUUGAUCUGGCUGAAGCUCGCAAGGAACAAGCACGACAACACCAGAUGGAGAAUGAGCGCAGGUCGCGCAUGAUGACGCGUGAACAGCGCAUCAAAGACCGCGAACACAAGCGUCUCCUUCAUGAGGCUGAGCUUGAGCGCAUCAGUGCCGAACAGGAGAAGCUUGAGCGUGGAGAGGGCAGAGUCUCUGCACGGAAUCUCAAAUCUGAACUAGAGAAAUCACAGAAGAAGAUGGCAGAGCUCAUCCAGGAGGAUCAAUGGACUUUUGAUUGCUCUGGCUGUGGUGUACAUGGGGAGAAUUUGGAUGAUGGAAGUCACAGUGUUGCAUGUGAGAAGUGCAAUGUCUGGCAGCACAGUAACUGCCUUGGUAUCUCUAAAGAGGAGGCUGAGAAGGAUGACUUCCAUUUCGUCUGCAAGGACUGUAAACGAAAGGCGGAGGAGGCCAAUCGUCCCAAGAUUCCACCGCUCAAGUUCCGAGUCAGCGCAUCGCCCCAAUCUGCUCCAACCGCUGGGUCACGUCCCAAGAUGGAAGAUCAUGGACUUGCCCCUUCAUCUCCUAUCAAGCAUACUCACAAUGCCUUAUCCAAGAUUCAGAAUGGGCCUCUUCCAAGCCAGCCUGGAUCUCAACCCACUCAACCCGCUCUACCUUCGCUCACUGCCCAUCAUAAUCAACCACAUUCAGGGCAAAGCCAGUUUUAUGUUCCUACAUCUCCCCAGCGUUUUCCUCACCCCGUUUCCCACUCUCCACACACUUCUUCUAGCCCUUCCCGAGCUCCAUUUUCUCCAUCCAAGCCCAUCGGAGGCCCGAUGCAAUCGGCAUUGAACCAGCAAGCCCCCAGACUCGGAUCUGGGCCCGGCCAAGGCCAGCACACCCUGCCGCCAAUGCAGCCAGGACCCCAGCUACCACCCAUUGGAUCUUUCCAUUCCGCACGGCCUUCUUCUUCUCACUCGGGAUAUGGUACAAUCCAGACUCAACCAUCUAUGUCUCCUACGCAGGGAAAUCACGAUGUCGGUCCUCUUGCUGGUGUUCCAUCGACUGCUCCGGCCAAUGGUCCUAGUCCGUGGUCUUCAUUUGACAGCUAUGCCACCCCACGGCCUCAAUCUGGCCAUGGAGGCACGCCUGCCAUGUCUAGAAACUACCCGUCGUUCUCUUCCGCUGCCACGCCAAAUGGUAACCAUUCUUCGCCUCCCCAAAGCUCGCACGGCAUCGGCAUGUCCGGAAUUAGCCCCACCAAGCAGUCACCUCGUCCUAUGACUUCUGGAGGCAUGGCAGGUGCUCCGGUGCUUCCUCCAAUCCGCAAGCUGGAGCCGAGCCCUAAACUCAUGGGCCGUAGCUCUCCGGACGCCCCAAUUCCCCCACCUGUCAAGUGUAUGACACCCGAGCAAGAAGAGCGCCGCCAGCGUGAGAAUGUCUCUAGACUGCACCAUAGCCAUGGCUACCCUGCCAAUGGUCAACCGGCUCUCAUGUCCUCGCCUUCAAUGAAUCGAAUUCCUCCAUUAGGUCCUGCUGCACAUGCGCAGCAUCCUGAACCAAUUACCUCACCACAACAUGGUGGACAUGCGCCUCGACAGUGA